Messenger RNA from Chironomus riparius, 1248 nucleotides. NCBI's taxonomy places the organism in Eukaryota, Metazoa, Arthropoda, Insecta, Diptera, Chironomidae. The record is from the annotation of a GenBank genome assembly.
AUGGUUGCUGAAAUUGAAUAUGCCAAUUUGGAAGGAAGGUACAAGUAUGUUGGAUUCGAUGUUGACACGACUGGAAGGCGUUUGAUUGACGAGAUUCUGCAGAUUGCUGCAUAUACACCAGAUGAGCAGUUUUCACAGCACAUUAUGCCUUUAAUGAAUUUAAAUCCAGGAGCAAGGCAACGCCAUCAAGUGCGUGUAAUUAAUGUUGGGAAUUUCCGCAUGCUUAAAUGUAUGAAAAGUUAUAAGGUUAUUAAAACAAAAACCGAAAUAGCAACAUUGAUGGACUUAUUGUGCUGGCUUGAGAAAAUUAAUGAUGAGAAAGAUGGAAUCAUUUUGUUAUAUCAUGAACAAUCUAAGCUUGCACCUUACAUGCUUAUUGAGUCAAUGAAAAGAUUUAACCUCUUUGAUAGAUUCAAUAAGAUAGUCAAAGGAUUUGUCAAUGGAUAUGAACUAUGUGGAGACGAUCAGAAAGGAAAAGGAUUAAAAUAUCUGACAUUGGCUCAAAAUUACAAAGUUCAUGCUGAUUGCUUAAAAAUGGAUGUAAAGGAAUCGGAAGAAUUUGAGGGAAAUGCAACAGUUCGUGCAAAGUUGAGUUUUGAAAUAUGUAAGCUGAUGUCUUAUGAAGGCGAGAUUAAGGAACAAGACGAGAAGGAAAUUUAUGAUGCAAUGAACAAGUUUGUAUCGAAUAAAGCUCGCCCAAUUGAUCGUGAAUUAGAUGAAUUGGUUGAAAUGGAAGAGAGCAUCACUCGUCAAACAGAUAUGCGAGAUAUUUUCCUAACAUAUUUUUCAACAUCUCGUUUUCAUCGUCGUCGCGCAUUAGACUUUCGACGUGCAUUGGCAGAUCAAAAACAUGACUCAAAAACACUGCAAGCAAUUUGGGAUAGUGAAAAACGUGAGGGUAUUGAAAAAUUAGUAAAAGGCUUGGAAUCAAUCAAGGAAGAAGAUCAUGAAGAAUUGAUUAAUAUUUUGGAACAUCAUUAUGAUCCAGAGCAGAAACCAUUUAAACCUGUUGUUCGACGGGAAAACAAUGGAUCUGGAAGAGGUGGACAAAAUAUUCGUCGUCGUGGUUCUCAACGAAUGAAUAAUAAGGAAAAUCGAGGAUCCCGUCCAAACUCAGGUCGACGUCGUUCGCGAACCAACAGCAGACGUCGAAUGUCUGGAGGUUCCAAUAUGAACCCAAAGACAGGAAAUGUUCAGAAAGAUCAAGAAAUGAUUAAUGACUGUGGAGAUUUCCUUCAUAGCGAUUAA